Messenger RNA from Panicum hallii, 2548 nucleotides. Its product is annotated as NAC domain-containing protein 82-like. The coding region runs from base 792 to 2159 and encodes 455 amino acids. Lineage: Eukaryota; Viridiplantae; Streptophyta; Magnoliopsida; Poales; Poaceae. The transcript has 6 exons. The record is from RefSeq and is a predicted model, not a curated record. Gene Ontology annotation, biological process: regulation of DNA-templated transcription. Gene Ontology annotation, molecular function: DNA binding.
GCUCCCCGCCUUUAUAAGAGCCCUUCCCCAGCCACGCGAUCCCCCACCCACACAAACCGCACCUCACCUCCAUUGACCAGACGGCGGCGCUCACCUCCUCCUCCCCGGUCCUCCCAAUCGGCCUGCUGGCUUCCCUUCGUCUUCCCCGAUACUGAUCCUCGUCACUCAUGUCUGCUGAACUCGCCGGAGGACACCCUUAUUUCCUCUCGUGCUACUUCUGGUUCAUAUAUUGCAUAAAAUUCCGAGAUUUCACUUGAUACAAGUGGAACACCAGGAGUUUUGUGCUAAUUCUUCCUACCAUGUGAAUCAGUUGUAGCUGGUGAAUUUGGCAAGACUCAAGUUCUCUCAUCUAAGUUCAGAAACAUCCUUCGGUUGAGUGCUUGGUCUCCUGCUUCCCUUGAGUCUUGCCAACCGUAGUUUUCCUCAUCAAUCUCGCUCUGUGACUUGACCACCAUCUCUUUUGGUCUUGUCAUCUCGCUCUGUGACUUGACCACCAUCUCUUUUGGUCUUGUCAAUCUUGUGACACGUCCUUCUGAAGGCUUGUCUUGAGGUUGGAUUGUCCUGCUCUCUGCUCGAACAGUCUUCUGAAGCCCUUGCUGCAUUCCGUGCUCACUUUUGGAAGCAGCUCUCUUCUGCACUGCUUCGCUGAUUUGUGCACUUGGAUUCCCUUGUCUGUGCACUCAAGCUUUUUCUUCCUGGUCAACUAGUGAUCUCCUAGAAGCAUUUCUGCUUUUGUUUUGAGAUCUAUCUAUAUUCCUGUUGGUGCUAAAGGCAAGACAGGCACUAGGGUGAUGGCGCAAACUAGCCUGCCUCCUGGUUUUCGUUUCCACCCAACAGAUGUUGAGCUUGUUUCCUACUACUUGAAGAGGAAGAUUAUGGGAAAGAAACUUAUUGUAGAUGCUAUAUCAGAGGUUGAUCUGUACAAGUUUCCUCCAUGGGACCUCCCUGACAAGUCCUCUCUUCGAAGCAAAGAUCUUGAAUGGUUCUUCUUUUGCCCUCGUGACAAGAAAUAUCCUAAUGGGUCUAGGACAAACCGUGCCACUCCAAAUGGUUACUGGAAGACUAGUGGAAAAGAUAGAACGAUUAUGCUUAACUCUCGCGUUGUCGGGAUGAAGAAAACAUUGAUAUUUCAUGAAGGCAAGGCCCCUAAAGGUGACAGAACUGAUUGGGUGAUGUAUGAAUACAAAAUGGAAGAUGAGGAUUUGGUUUCUGCUGGUUUCUCAAAGGAUGCAUUUGUUCUCUGCAAAAUUUUCAAGAAAAGUGGCCUUGGUCCAAGGAUUGGGGAGCAGUAUGGGGCACCAUUUAACGAAGCAGAAUGGGAUAAUGCAGAAGCAGAAACUUCUAUGUUUCCUUUGAUGACAUCUUCAGAGGUAGUGAACCCAAUGGAUGGCCCACACGCUCAACAUGCUGUCCCGGCAGGUACUGCUCGCGAACCACCUCUACAGAAUACAUCUGUUGCUUGUGUUGGAGAGGAAUCAUCAUUUGAUCAUGCCACGGGAACUACUUCCGUCGAGGAUUUAACAUUUGGCUGUGCUAUUGCCGGCACUGCUAUCCAAGAUAUACCUGCUCAGCAGUCCGUAGAUGGUGUGGUUUCUGGGAUCAACACAUCCAAUGGGGUCAACGAUAUGUACGGUCCUCCUGAUUGUGAUGGAUUUCUUUUGGAGGAGCUGUCUAGAUUUCUGAAUGAUUCUCCUCUUCGCGACACUACUCUUGGAGAGAGCUCUGGUCUUCCACCGAUGUCUGAAGCCGAGGCUCACGCUUUUGAAGUUAACACUUUUGGCCUCUACAAUGAAUUGUCCGGGAUUGCUGGGUUAGAAGGCGUGCCAAACAACUUUAGUGCCAGCAAUGUGGCCGCCACAGAUUACAUGGCCCUGCCGCCUGAUAGAGAACUUUCUACUGAUGAUUUUAUAGAACUGAAUGAUCUCCUUGCUUCUGAUCCAAGCUUUCCCAGUGAAUUUCCUGCACAAAACAGUCAAUUUAUGCAGUAUCCUCCAGCUCAGCCCACGUACAAUGGACAUUAUGAUAUAGCUGCUCUGUCAGGUUCUAUGGAACCAACAAUGCCUACCAAUUUCAAUGUUUUUCCUCCUGAUAACGGUGGUUUCACUGCAGACGAGGCAACCAACUACUCGUACCAAACCAUGCAGUACCCAUUCCCUUGAUUGGUCUGCACAAGUGUCAAGUUAUCUGAUGCUGGUACAACUCUUAAUCCAGCAUGGUCAUGGAUGUCCAGAAAGACUUUUCGUUCUCAUGAAAUAGCCUGCUGCUCUUCUGAACCAAGCAGUUCUUGGCUGGUGUCGCUCGCAAGCACAGUGCUGGAUCCGACUGCAUUGGCUACUGCAUGCUCCCAACUGGUUGAGCUGAUCGCCAAGCUCGGCUUGUCUGCCGAGGAUGAAUAAGUACUUGGCGUGUAAAUCUUUGCUUUAUGUUAUCUGUGUGUAUUGGCUUCCUGCUUGGUUGCCCUCCUUUAAAAUGCCAUUAAUGUCAACUACUGUGGAUGUCAAGAAUAUUCGAACCAUUGUUAAUUAUUGCCAUAAUUGUUCUUUUGAUA